Messenger RNA from Gossypium raimondii (Peruvian cotton), 1709 nucleotides. RefSeq names its product F-box/kelch-repeat protein At3g06240. Bases 110 to 1264 code for a protein of 384 amino acids. Lineage: Eukaryota; Viridiplantae; Streptophyta; Magnoliopsida; Malvales; Malvaceae. The record is from RefSeq and is a predicted model, not a curated record. Gene Ontology annotation, molecular function: protein binding. The transcript has 2 exons.
UUACUUGUUACAGUUUUGUCUUCUUUUUUCUAUCUUAGUUCACAUUGUCUUCCCCCAGAAGAAAUCAUUCAUCAAAAGACAGAGGAAAUAGAUAAGAUAGAGAGGGAAGAUGCCCGAAACUAGAUUCGAGGUACCAGAAAUGGUGAGGUUGGAGAUUCUGUCAAAGCUUCCAGUUAAAUCCUUGACACGUUUCAGGUGCGUUUGUAAGUCUUGGUGUUCAUCUUUUCAAACCCCUCAUUUCAUUACCAAACAUCAGCAAAACAACCUCCACAACAACAACCUUAAUCUCCUCCUCAAACGUUGUCUGGGUAACACCCGUGAUGACAUCUACUAUUUCUCUCAACUUUCAACUGAGAAAGGCCAAAACUUUUCGGUACAAGACAACAUUCACUUACCCUUUUUCGAGGAUUGUUGGUAUGCCCCUGUGGUUUCAGGUCCUUGUAAUGGAUUGUUGUGUUUACAUGAUGCUGAUAAGGUUGCCCUUUGGAACCCAUCAACUAGAGAGUUUAAAACUCUCCCUCAAUCCACAGUCCAACGCCCUCCCUCAGUAGAUUCCACUAGUUUUGGUUGCGUUGGUAUUGGGUUUGAUUCUCAAAAUGGUGACUACAAAGUGGUAAGAUUUGUUACUAAUUAUUUUGAAGAGAAUGAAGAUGAAGGGUUAAUGGGUGAUUGGAACCACCAAGUUGAGUUAUAUUCACUUAAAAGCGAUUCAUGGAAAGAGAUUUCAGUUCCCGGGGUUCAACCUUAUGGAUCUCCUUUGUUUAAUAAUUACGUAAAUGGGUUUUAUUAUUGGCAGGCAAUUGGGGACUCUGAUUACCUUAUUCUCUCAUUUGAUAUGGUCAAUGAAAAGUUUUCUGCUUUACCAUUGCCUGAAUUUGGUGGGUCUUUAGCUGAAUACUAUUUGGAACUUUUGGAUUUCAAUGGACUGCUUGGUGCUAUUAUUUACCCAAGGGAAGGGACUGACAAAUCUUUUGAUUUAUGGGUUAUGAAUGGAUCGUGGACUAAACAAUUCAGUAUUGAAUCUCUUCCUAGGGUUGAGAGGCCUUUGGGGUUUUGGAAAAAUGGUGAAUUGUUUCUUGAGAGCUCGGAUCAUGAACUUGUGUUGUUUGACCCCUCCACACGAGAGCUUAAAAGUCUUGGUAUCCAUGCUUAUCAGGAAACGAUGCAGAUUAUUACUUAUGUUGAGAGCUUGGUUCCAAUCAAUGGAAGAUCAGAGCGCGAGGAACUUAUAAUACGUCGGCCGGCUGGAGACGCAUCGAAUUGAUAUUGAAUAUGAAAAUGGAUGGGGACUACAACAAAAGAGUGUGUUGAGUACAGGUAUGAUCAAUGGUUUUUAAUGUAUUUGGAGGAUCAGAUUCUCAUACCCAUAUCUGGAAAUCUAACACGAAUACUAGAUAUGGGUGCUUAAAGAAAACUAAGAUGUUGGAGCAAAAUUGGCAGUGAUAUGAUGAUAGUCCUCAUGGCACCACUGUUGACUUAUUACCUAGAUUGAUGAUCGUCCGUAUCUAAAAUGGUGCCUAACACUAGUUACGGAUGCUUCAAGAAAACUGAAAAGUACAGAAAGAAUCUUAUGAGCUAGGUUGCUCUACUGUUCAUUUAUUUCGCGUAGUCCAUAUUUUUAUUCAACAUAAAUUCGAACAUGAAUACACGACUAUGACCUUUCAAGGAUGAAACUUCCUAAUAUUUGAAAAACUUCAAACUUAAAUCUA